Molecule: messenger RNA, 1008 nt
Organism: Zea mays
Lineage: Eukaryota; Viridiplantae; Streptophyta; Magnoliopsida; Poales; Poaceae
Product: xyloglucan endotransglucosylase/hydrolase protein 19
Exons: 3
Coding region: 50-925 (291 amino acids)
Biological process (GO): xyloglucan metabolic process; cell wall biogenesis
Cellular component (GO): apoplast; cell wall
Molecular function (GO): hydrolase activity, hydrolyzing O-glycosyl compounds; xyloglucan:xyloglucosyl transferase activity
Source: RefSeq, a predicted model, not a curated record
CACUCACAGAGUGCCGGCCCGUUCUUCACUGCCCACAAAGGCUGGAGCCAUGUGGCAGCUGUCUAGGGCUUACCGCAUGGCCUCCUUCUGUCUCAUCAGCCUGGCCGCCGCCGCCGUCUCUCCGGCGACCGGCGACAUGGCUGAUACCGUCGACAUGAUGUGGGGCAACACACAGGUGCUCUACGACAGCUCCUCCGGCCGCCAAACGGUGUCGCUGUCCCUCGACCGCUGGACGACCUCUGCGUUCCGCUCCAAGAGCACGUACCUCUUCGGGAGAUUCGACGUCGACAUCAAGCUUGUCCCCAGGGACUCAGCUGGCACUGUCACCACAGUAUAUAUGGUAACAGAGGGGCCAUGGCAGUACCACGACGAGAUCGACCUUGAGUUCCUGGGGAACACCACCGGUGAGCCAUACACCUUGCACACUAACAUCUACGCAAGAGGGAAAGGUGACCGAGAAAUGCAGUACCGUCUUUGGUUCGAUCCCACUGAAGACUUCAACACCUAUUCAAUCAUAUGGAACCCGCAUAUGAUCUUAAUACUUGUCAAUGGCGUACCGUUGCGGCGGAUGAAGAAUCGGAUGAGGGACGACACUCCCUUCCCGCUCUUCCAGCCUAUGCGGCUGUACGCCAGCAUCUGGGACGCCGAUGAGUGGGCGACCCAGGGCGGGCGCAUCAAAACCGACUGGUCCCAUGGGCCCUUCACAGCCUUCUUCCGGAACUACACCGCCAACGCUUGUGUCCCCUACAACAGGGCCUGGAUUUGCGGCCAGGGUUCAGGCGACAGCAGUUGGUUCAACCAGGAACUGGACGAGGAGGGCCAGCAGAAACUGAGUGAGGUGAAUGGUAGGAACAAGAUAUACGACUACUGCACUGACUCCAGGAGGUUCCCUAGCGGAUACCCUCCAGAAUGUGGGUCACAGUAGCAAGGCUAAGAGUACUGCAGGAUGUAGAUCCAUUCGUUAUGAGUAUGAUCAUUAUUAUAGCAAAUAGUAUUUUUCAUUCGUUA